GGCACCGGGUUGGGCGGGGUCGAGCGGAGGAGCCCCGGGGACGAGGCGGGGGGUCCCGGGGGUCUCGGGUGGGGGUGGAGCCGCACGUCGUCGCCGCCGCGGGGGUGCCGGGACUCCCGGCCGCAGGGCCGCCGCCAUCACGGACUUCCUGUGGGACAAGCGCACGGGCCUGGCCGCCAGAACGAUGCCCCAUCCCCGACGGUACCACUCCUCAGAUCGUGGCAGCAGAGUAAGUUACCACCAGCAUUAUCGGAGCCGGAAGCACAAGAGACGAAGAAGCCGCUCAUGGUCCAGCAGCAGUGACCGUACCCGGCGGCGGCGGCGAGAAGACAGCUACCAUGUCCGCUCCCGCAGCAGCUAUGACGAUCGUUCCUCGGACCGGAGGGCCUAUGACCGUCGAUACUGUGGCAGCUACCGGCGCAAUGAGUACAGCCGGGAACGGGGCGAGGCCUACUAUGACCCAGACUACCGGCACUCCUAUGAGUACCAUCGGGAGGAUGGCAGCUACCGCAGCCAGCACAGCAGCCGCAGGAAGCACCGGAGGCGUCGGCGGCGCAGUCGGACAUUCAGCCGCUCCUCUUCGCAGCACAGCAGCCGGAGAGCCAAGAGUGUAGAGGACGACGCUGAGGGCCACCUCAUCUACCACGUCGGGGACUGGCUACAAGAACGAUAUGAGAUCGUCAGCACCCUGGGAGAAGGCACCUUUGGCCGAGUGGUGCAGUGUGUCGACCAUCGCAGGGGUGGGGCUCGAGUCGCUCUGAAGAUCAUCAAGAAUGUGGAGAAGUAUAAGGAGGCUGCUCGACUUGAAAUCAAUGUGCUAGAGAAGAUCAACGAGAAGGACCCUGACAACAAGAACCUCUGUGUCCAGAUGUUUGACUGGUUUGACUACCAUGGCCACAUGUGUAUCUCCUUUGAACUUCUGGGCCUUAGCACCUUCGAUUUCCUCAAAGACAACAACUACCUGCCUUACCCCAUCCACCAAGUGCGCCACAUGGCCUUCCAGCUGUGCCAGGCCGUCAAGUUCCUCCAUGAUAACAAGCUGACACAUACGGACCUCAAGCCUGAAAACAUUCUCUUUGUGAAUUCGGAUUAUGAGCUUACCUACAACCUAGAGAAGAAGCGAGAUGAGCGCAGUGUGAAGAGUACAGCAGUGCGUGUGGUGGACUUUGGCAGCGCCACCUUUGACCAUGAGCACCACAGCACCAUCGUCUCCACGCGCCAUUACCGGGCCCCAGAGGUCAUCCUUGAGUUGGGCUGGUCCCAGCCUUGUGACGUGUGGAGCAUAGGGUGCAUCAUCUUCGAAUACUAUGUUGGCUUCACCCUCUUCCAGACCCAUGACAACAGAGAGCAUCUAGCCAUGAUGGAAAGAAUCUUGGGUCCUAUCCCUUCCCGGAUGAUCCGAAAGACAAGGAAACAGAAAUAUUUUUAUCGGGGUCGCCUGGAUUGGGAUGAAAACACAUCAGCUGGGCGCUACGUUCGAGAAAACUGCAAACCACUACGGCGGUAUCUGACCUCAGAGGCGGAAGAACACCACGAGCUCUUCGAUCUGAUCGAAAGCAUGCUCGAGUAUGAACCUGCUAAGCGGCUAACCUUGGCCGAAGCCCUUCAGCAUCCUUUCUUCGCCCGCCUUCGGGCUGAUCCGCCCAACACGAAGUUAUGGGACUCCAGUCGAGAUAUCAGUCGGUGACGAUCGGGCCCUGGGCCUCCCUGCAUCUCUUACAGUAGUGGGGACCCAGUCCAGGACACUGGUGCUUUUUUAUACACGAGAACAGAGCCAGAGCCCUCUCCUUCCUCCUGGCUCAUGUCUAGCUGUGAAUAUGUACAGUAGUGUAAAUAUGAAGAAACUGGUACCUCCGCUUCCACCCCUCCCCUGUACAGAAUGCUCUUCAACCCCCACACUCAUUCCACCCUCGCCUGCCCCUCACUUGAGUCACUUGGGGCAGGUGGAAUUAAUUCAGCGGCAUCUCAUGUUUUAUAAGGAAUUUUGUACAGUCUUUGUGAAAUAAAAUGACGUGCUUCAUCC
Suncus etruscus (white-toothed pygmy shrew) is the source of this 2023-nucleotide messenger RNA. RefSeq names its product CDC like kinase 2 (gene CLK2). The coding region runs from base 185 to 1687 and encodes 500 amino acids. NCBI's taxonomy places the organism in Eukaryota, Metazoa, Chordata, Mammalia, Eulipotyphla, Soricidae. The record is from RefSeq and is a predicted model, not a curated record. Gene Ontology annotation, molecular function: ATP binding; protein tyrosine kinase activity. Gene Ontology annotation, cellular component: nucleus. Gene Ontology annotation, biological process: protein phosphorylation; regulation of RNA splicing. The transcript is spliced from 13 exons.